AUGAGGGGAAACUAUUCUUCGAAGCAAAUCAGUACUAAAAACGGUGGGGUGGAAUUAGAAAAACUUGAAAACCUGAAAGAAAAUAAAAAAACCCACCUCUCUGGUUCUUACGUUCGUACCCUUGUUAAAGAAUUAACCUCUUCAAGAACCAAAGAAAAUAAGAGUUCAGGUGUAGAAGUCAGUUCCUUUAGCAACCAAAAUUCGGCCAAAAAUGGUGAAGGAUUCGAUGAAAAGCCUAGAAAACAAGUGAGGAGAAGACUCCGCACUAGGCCUUAUCAGGAGAGGCUUCUGAAUAUGGCUGAAGCAAGAAGAGAAAUUGCCACUGCUCUUAAGAGAAACCAAAGAAUUUAUGCUACAAAUUCUACUUCAAAUUUCUCCUACUGUUCUUCAGGGCCUGAUUAUUCUUGGCCUGUUUCUCCAGUUCCACCACCACCACCAACAACUUUCCAAGAAAAUAUCAAUAUUUCACUGCCUAAUCAAACCUUGGGACUGAACCUUAAUUUUCAAGAUUUCAACAACUUGGACGCCACCCCUUAUUACAUUACCACCACCCCUCCAUCACUUUUUUCAUCCUCUUCUGCAUCUGCAUCUUCUUCUUCUUCACCUCCACUCUCGGCCGCCGCCGCCACAACCUUUGAAACUCCACGCAUGGCGCCGAUGGUGGCGGAAUCCGGCGUACCGGAAAUGGAAUUGGACUUGCAUCCAGCAAUGGAUGAUAAGGAGAUGGCUGAGAUCAGAUCAAUUGGAGAGAAACAUCAAAUGGUAUGGAAUGACACCAUGAAUUUGGUUACCUCUGCUUGGUGGUUCAAAUUCUUGAAAGCUAUGGAAAUUUCUCCUGAACAUAAAACAGACGAUUAUGGAUUAGUGUCUCCAUUUGGUGAAGUAAUGGAAUUUCCAGAUUGCUUGAAUGAUUCUUGUUCUUACGAUUACUUGCAGGAUUCUGAUUUGCCAUGGUAA
Messenger RNA from Olea europaea var. sylvestris, 957 nucleotides. RefSeq lists its product as uncharacterized. The transcript has 2 exons. Bases 1 to 957 code for a protein of 318 amino acids. The record is from RefSeq and is a predicted model, not a curated record. Lineage: Eukaryota; Viridiplantae; Streptophyta; Magnoliopsida; Lamiales; Oleaceae.